Molecule: messenger RNA, 1710 nt
Organism: Pyrus x bretschneideri (Chinese white pear)
Lineage: Eukaryota; Viridiplantae; Streptophyta; Magnoliopsida; Rosales; Rosaceae
Product: thermospermine synthase ACAULIS5
Exons: 10
Coding region: 103-1227 (374 amino acids)
Biological process (GO): polyamine biosynthetic process
Molecular function (GO): thermospermine synthase activity
Source: RefSeq, a predicted model, not a curated record
CCUUUCUGCCAACCUGCACUGCAAACCCUCUCAUUUCCUCUAAGUCCUAAUCCAAACCCUAAAGUUCCUGUCUAGGUUUCUUCUCUAAUUUUCCCAAAAAAAAUGGGUGAGGCUGUUGAGUUUUACCAUGCAAACGGAAAUGGGUUCUCAAAAUUCAGUGAGAAGUUUGAUCCUAAAGCAGUGGUACUACUAAACGGUAGCAACCACAUAGAGAGAGAUACAGAUAGUUCCUGGUAUGAAGAAACCAUUGAUGACGAUCUCAAAUGGUCAUUUGCUCUCAAUGUCAACGGUGUGCUGCAUAAAGGAACUAGCGAGUACCAGGAGAUAGCUUUAUUGGACACAAAGCGUUUCGGGAAGGUACUGAUGAUUGAUGGGAAGAUGCAAAGUGCAGAAGUGGAUGAAUUUAUAUAUCAUGAAUGCUUGAUACAUCCUGCACUCUUAUGUCACCCAAAGCCUGAACGUGUAUUCAUAAUGGGAGGUGGGGAAGGGUCAGCUGCAAGGGAAGCACUCAAGCACAAAUUACUGGACAAAGUUACCAUGUGUGACAUCGAUCAGGAGGUGGUUGAUUUCUGCCGCAGGCAUUUGACAGUGAAUCAGCAGGCAUUUUCUCAUCAUAAGCUUAACCUUAUUAUAAAUGAUGCCAAGGCGGAAUUGGAGAAGAGUUGCGAAAAAUUUGAUAUCAUAGUCGGAGAUUUAGCAGACCCGGUUGAAGGAGGACCUUGCUAUCAACUCUACACAAAAUCCUUCUAUGACAAAAUUCUUAAACCUAAGCUUAAUCAUGGUGGCAUUUUUGUGACCCAGGCUGGUCCAGCAGGCAUUUUCACCCACAAAGAGGUCUUCACCUCUAUAUACAACACAAUUAAACAGGUCUUCAAGUAUGUGGUGCCAUAUGCAGCUCACAUACCAUCUUUUGCAGAUACAUGGGGAUGGGUUAUGGCCUCGGACGAGCCGUUUUCUAUCAACGCUGAGAAAAUGGACAGGAGGAUAGAGGAAAGAAUUGAUGGGGAGCUAAACUACUUGAAUGGUGCUCAGUUCAUGUCCUCUGCAACCAUGAACAAAACUGUUUCUUUAUCGUUGCUGAAUGAAACUCAUGUCUACACUGAGGAAGAUGCAAGGUUUGUCCAUGGGCAUGGGGUGGCUUUACUGAAGUCUCAAGAAACUGGUUGGGUGAAUUGCUGUACAGCCAAAAAAGAAGUGAAGAAGAAUGGGAGUUUUUACAGUUACUGAUUUCUUCAGGGGAAAAAAAAAGACAACAAUUGUUUGCAGCAUUUGGUUUCACACUAGAUUAUUAUGUUAGCUUCAUUGGGUUCAUAGGGUUUCAAAAGUGAGACUUUCCUUAAGCUUGUUUUUAUUUUGAGAAAAUCGGUCCUUGAAUUUUGGCUUAAUUGGAGCUUUAGUCCGUAAACUAAAAAUCUGUAUUGGUUUCUGAAUUUGUUAUAAUAUGGAGCAACAAUCAUUUUUGCUAACUUUAUUAGAACUUUCAUCUAAAAUAAAAGGUUUAAAGGGGCAAAGAUGGAUGAAAGUUCUAAUAGAGUUAGCAAAAAGGAUCAUAGCUCCACAUUAUUACAAGUUCAGGGAUCCAAUACUCACAAAUUUUUAGUUUACGACCAAAGUUGCAAUUAAGUCAAAGUUGAGGGACUAUUGCUUCAAUUAUCUUUUUUAUCUUUCAAUGAACGAAGAAAAAUGAGGCAUUCCUCCUUUCCAUCCUAA